This is a messenger RNA of Colius striatus (speckled mousebird), 1881 nucleotides long. Its product is annotated as rac GTPase-activating protein 1-like. NCBI's taxonomy places the organism in Eukaryota, Metazoa, Chordata, Aves, Coliiformes, Coliidae. Gene Ontology annotation, biological process: signal transduction. The record is from RefSeq and is a predicted model, not a curated record. The coding region runs from base 1 to 1881 and encodes 626 amino acids. The transcript is spliced from 16 exons.
AUGCUGCGGCUGCGGUGUGGACGGCUCGUGGCCCGGCUGGAUCGGGCGCUGCAGUUGCUGGAGCUGGGCGGCAGCGUGGAGGAAGAUUACAUCCAGAUCGCCCGGUGCUUCGAGGCGACGCGGCAGCGAUGGAGCCGCCUGGAGCAAGACGGGCGGCGGGCCCGGGAGCAGCUGGCCCGGGUGGAGGCUGAGCGGGCAGCACUGGAGGUGAAGCUCAAGCAUGCCCGCAACCAGGUGGAAGUGGAGAUGAAGAAGCGGCACCGAGCAGAGGCUGAACUGGAGAAGCAGGAGCGCAAACUUCAGCUGGUCUUCGAGUCCCUGAUGCGGGAGCCAGGGCUGCUGAGUGGGGAGCAGCGCUGUGUCCUCAGCACAUUGGCUGGCCAGCGCUUCGGGGGGGUCCUAGCACCAGGCAGAAGGUCAUCUGCAGUGGAUGAGUCAUGUCAGUCCCUCCUGUCCCACUCAGACAUUAGUUAUGACCGCACCGAGGAUGAUGUGGAUGUUGAUACAACAGUGGUGCGGACCCUGAAGCGCAAAACCCAGGAGAGGCAGCGUGUGUCCCUGGCCCCUCAGGUCGGCCCCGUGGUGGUGGCGAAGCGGCACUGUUCUUCUGGGGUAACUCCCAGCACUCAGGUGAGUGUCCCCACUGUGUCUCCUCCUGAUGAGGUCCCAGGCCCUGCUGCCAGUCUCCCGCCCACUGCUCUGGUGCCACGACGCUGCUCUCGCCAGGGACGUCGUAUCUCCGCACGUGCAGAGCUGACCACAGUGUGGGGCACCGGUGAGGAUCUGGGUGGCCAUCUGCCAGGGCAGGAGGGCCCCACUGAGGGUGACUCUGUGGGACAGCCAGUGCCAGUCCCCUUCUCCUCGCCUCCACACAGCCUCCCACCACUCCAGCAUCAGUUUACCUCAAAAACAGUGAUACGCCCUGAGCCGUGCGGCAUCUGCGGCUCCCGCAUCCGCUUCGGGAAAGCUGCCGUCAAGUGCCGCCAGUGCCAGCUGCUGCUGCACCCCAAGUGCCGGGCACAGUGCCCUGGCCCCUGCGUGCCCCGGCCCCGCCACCACGCCUGGCCCUGUGAGGGCGUGCUGGCUGACUUCGCCCCCACUGCGCCGCCCCUGGUGCCCGCCCUGGUGGUGCAGUGCGUGACCGAGGUGGAGGCACGAGGCCUGACGGAGACAGGGCUGUACCGAGUGCCAGGCAUGGAGCAGCUGGUACGGGAGUGGAAGCGGAGGCUGCUGCAGGCAGGGGGCACGCCGCCCGCCCUCAGUGGCGUGGCUGACAUCCACGUGGUGUGUGGCGUGCUCAAGGACUUUCUGCGGGGGCUCAAGGAGCCGCUGGUCACCUUCAGCCUCCACCCUGCCUUCCUGCAAGCUGCCGAUAUCCCAGACAACGCUGCCCGCAGCGCAGCCCUGCGCCAUGUGGUGAGCAAGCUGCCCCCAGCCAACCGGGACACCCUGGCCUUCCUCAUGCUGCACUUGCUCAGAGUGUCACACAGCCCUGACUGCAAGAUGGACAUCUUCAACCUGUCCCGCGUCUUUGGCCCCACGCUGGUGGGACACAGCUCGCCCAACCCCACACCGCUCGUCAUCAUGGAGGACACGCCACGGCAGGCCAAGGUGGUGGCUCAGCUCCUUUCACUGCCACUUGACUUCUGGAGGGGUUUCGUGGGGACAGAGCAGAACAGGGCGCUGAUGCCAGCCCCGGGGGAUGAACGCGAGUUGUUUUUCCACCCUAUCACCUCCCUGGAGCCUAAGGGGGGCCAGCUGAGCCCCACCGGUGCCUGCUGCCUCCCCAGCACCCUGCGCAGCUGCGUGGGCACAGCCGCACGGCCCCCGCAGGGGCCAGCUCCAAGGAAGGUGGGCCGGUUCUUCCCUUCCCCCGUGUAG